Molecule: messenger RNA, 2973 nt
Organism: Acanthochromis polyacanthus (spiny chromis)
Lineage: Eukaryota; Metazoa; Chordata; Actinopteri; Pomacentridae
Gene: entpd5a
Product: ectonucleoside triphosphate diphosphohydrolase 5a
Exons: 13
Coding region: 1-1515 (504 amino acids)
Biological process (GO): nucleoside diphosphate catabolic process
Cellular component (GO): membrane
Molecular function (GO): GDP phosphatase activity; UDP phosphatase activity
Source: RefSeq, a predicted model, not a curated record
AUGGCCACGCCGAGCCUGCUCCUCUCUCUGUACGUGUGGUUCCUGGCCGGGAGCCUCCUGUCAGAGGCGACUUACUACCGGCACCACCGCUACGUCCCCCACUUCUACCGCUACCGGGAGCAUUCCGCCAACACGGAAAACCUCCUCCCCGAGGUCUCCAACCCGGUGCCUGAAGUCGUCCAGCCCGGCGAGCCGACCUACCCCCAGAUCCCCGAGGUCUUCCACCCGGCGCCCGAGGUCAUCCCCCCCAUACCGGAGGCUUUCCACCCGGUGCCCGAGGUGGUGCAUCCCGUAGUCGAGUCCUACCACCCACAUGCGGUGCAUCAGCCCGCACCUGAAGCCCCCUCACCUGUCAACAUGAGUCGUGUUUUCUAUGGGAUCAUGUUUGACGCAGGCAGCACGGGCACCAGGAUCCACAUCUACAAGUUCAUCCAGAAGGAUCCCGUUGAGCUGCCUGUUCUGGACAAUGAAAUGUACCAUGCAGUGAAACCUGGACUGUCUGCCUACAAGGACAACCCUGAAGAGGGUGGCAACACCAUCCGCCAGUUGCUGAAGAUCGCCAAGAAGACGGUGCCAGAGGAUGAGUGGAGGAGGACCCCGGUGGUCCUGAAGGCCACGGCGGGUCUUCGUCUGCUGCCUGAAGACAAGGCCAGUGCUCUUCUGAAGGAGGUACGAGAUGUAUUUGACGAGUCCCCUUUCUUUGUGCCAGACAACAGUGUUUCUAUCAUGAACGGAGCAAAUGAAGGAGUCCUCGCCUGGGUUACAGUGAACUUCCUUACAGGUCACUUGUACUCCAACACCAGGAGGACAGUGGGCAUCCUGGAUCUGGGUGGAGGAUCUACACAGAUCACAUUCCUUCCAAAGUCAAGGAAAACUGUUCAGUCUGCUCCACCAACCUACAUCGCCAGAUUCAACAUGUUCAACCACACGUACCAGCUCUACACACACAGCUACCUUGGUAAUGGACUGUAUGCGGCUCGUCUGGCCACUCUUGGAGCACUAGGAGCUGAUGGCCUGGAUUGGAAAAUCUUCACUAGUUCCUGCCUCCCAAAAAAGUUCAGGGAAGAUGUGACUUUUGGAGGAACCACCUAUAAAGUUAGCGGUAUUCCAGACGGAUAUGCAGGCUAUAAGCUGUGCUACUAUGAGGUCAUGAAGGUCAUCAAAGGAAUCGUCCACCAGCCGUAUGAAGUGAAAGGCAGCAGCAUCUUCUAUGCUUUCUCCUACUACUUUGACAGAGCUGUGGAGUCUGGCCUCAUCGAUAGCAGUCGAGGUGGUGCGGUUGAAGUCAGGGACUUCAAGAAGAGAGCCAAAGAAGUUUGCAACAAAAUGACCAAAUACCGUGCUAUCAGCCCCUUCCUCUGCAUGGAUAUGACAUAUAUCACUUGCCUGCUAAAGGAAGGCUUUGGAUUCAAGGACAACACUGUUCUGCAGCUAGCCAAGAAGGUGAACAAUGUGGAGACAAGUUGGGCCCUGGGGGCGACCUUUGACUACUUCAGAAACCUCAACAUCCACUAAGGACAGCUCCACAUCGCUGCAGCUGGCACUGAGAGGGACAGUCUGUCACUGUGGGGCUUCCCCUCCUCCAUCCACCCUCCACCGGCCCGUCCCCUCACAGAUACACCUGGUCCCACCAUGCUUCCUCCCCCGCUACACCCUCUCAUCUCCUCCUCAACCUCAGCACCCUGCGAACACUUCGAGAACUGUUGAAAAAGAAAAAAAGAAAUCACUAUAUUUUUAUAAGGCCAGCUAUUUCUACUGUAUGUUGAGCCCAUAACUGGUGGGCUGACUUUAUUUUUGUAAAGCGUUUACAUUUUUUAAUUCCUUAUGGGUGUCUGAUCUGAAAUGUCUUCCUCACCUACCUGGAAAGUGUGUAGAGGGUAGUUACAAAGCGACACAACCAGUCAUGGUAUUUGGUGCUUACUGUGGUCCUGGCUUGCACUGUGUGCUACAGUGGAACAAAUUUAGUGACUAGUUGCUGGAACUGCAACCAUAGUUGUCUGUCUAGAUGCUUGUAAAUCCACUUUCUUUUUGUUCUAGCAGUAAAUUAUUUUACAGGACCCUAGUUAAUUCGCUCCUAGCAUUAGACGAGUUAGACUUCAUCGGAAACAGAGUAGUUGACAACCUUACAGCUUCUUUUCCUCAACGUUGCACGUAACACUUUAACUGCAGAUAUUGUAGCUACAACAUGAUCAGUUGCUUUGAUGUCGUCUACAGAGUUGUACAUAAUCAUCAGUAGUGUUGGAUUCACCAUGACUCAGGGGGGCGAAGAGAGCGCUGUGGAGAGCAGAUUCUCACACAGUGAUGUAUAGCCGUUACAUGUAUGAGGUUUUUGCCCGUAUUUUUAAAGUGCAGCCAUUAUCGUUUGUUUCGUCUAGAGUGGGAAAGACCUUAUCAAGCGUGGCUUAAUUGCAGGGGCCUUUGGUCUGAGCUGUAUUUUACACCAGUGACAGAAAAACCACUCAUCAAGGGGAGACAGUGCAUCCAACAGCAUAAUCUACAGCCUUUAAACACAAAUUAUGUAAAAUUGUUUUUUCAAAUCAUUUUCUCCUUCAUUUGUUGCUCAGAAACAUUAGUCAUAUUGAUUUCUGUUUGUGACUUUUUCUUGUGAACUGUACAAAUAUUUAAAUAACUGAAAGUUUAUCUAAGAGUAGAGUAUUUUAAUUAUCCUCAUCCAAUAUUAACUUUUGAUCUCUUUGUGUAACUGCUCUCUAAGCCAUGCCUAUGCUGUUUCUUCAGUAUUUGACAUAAUCAACAACUACUGCUGUAUAUAUACAUAAUGUAAACUUAGUGAAACUAUUUGACAGGUUGCUUUUAUAUUACAAAAACUUUAUGCUGCACAAUCGCUGAAAAAUGCCUCUGUGUUCAUCAGUACAAAUAACCUGAUGCCUGACAACAUGUAGAUUGUUUUUAAUAAAUCCAGUGACAUAAGUGUAUACUAUACAUGUAUGUUUUAAUAAAACAUGAAAAAUGUGA